Puma concolor (puma) is the source of this 1152-nucleotide messenger RNA. The record is from RefSeq and is a predicted model, not a curated record. NCBI's taxonomy places the organism in Eukaryota, Metazoa, Chordata, Mammalia, Carnivora, Felidae.
AUGUGGGUGGGGGUCCCCGGGCCGUGCGGCUGGCCCCAGGGACCCCAGCAGAGCACCCGUGCUCCUGGUUUGGAGCACCCCCUCCCCCAGGGCCUGCCCGUGGAGACCUUGGGCCCAGAAUCCAGGACGGACCCAGAACCCGAGAAAGCUCCCCAGGCCCCUCGGAGCCACUUCGAGGCAGCUGCUGAUGAACUAGCUGGGGCCGUGAACGGAGAAGAGACCCCCUUCCAGACUGAAAGUCCCCAGUGUGGUCCCGUUCUGCCAGAGAAGACCGAGGCCAAGGGUGUCCUGGAAGGUGACGGUUGUGCCACGAAGCCCCCCGGCCUGGGAGACGUGGUGGUCCAGAGAGACUUGGAGGAGGCCCCUGUGGUGGCAGGCCCAGAAGACACACAAGACACGCAGGACCUGGAGGGUCACAGCCCCCCACAGAGCCUGCCUUCAUCUCCCAACGCAGUGAAACCUCACCACUACCCCCGAGGACUCGGGGUCAAGUCAAGUGACUUGACCGAGAGAAAGAACUGGGGGGGGGAGGGCAAGCCGCAGGGGGCGGAGUGGGGCAGCAGGAAGGACGCCAGGCGGCAGGGCCCCGAGGAGCCCCCUAGGAGGAGUGGGAGCCCUCACCCCCCCGGGGGGCAGCAGCACCCUCAGCGGGAGGAGGGCGCUAGCGACGGGCGAGGCCACCCGGCACGGGCACCGGCACCGUGGGCCGAGCUGUUGAGGCGCAAGUACCGGGCCCCACAGGGCUGCUCCGGCGUGCGCGAGUGUGCCCGGCAGGAGGGCCUGGCCUUCGGGGCAGAGCUGGCCCCGGUGCGGCGACAGGAGCUGGCCUCUCUGCUGACCACUUACCUGGCGCGGCUGCCCUGGGCCGGGCAGCUGACCCAGGAGCUGCCGCUCUCGCCCGCUUACUUUGGGGAGGAUGGCAUCUUCCGCCAUGACCGCCUCCGCUUCCGGGACUUUGUGGAUGCCUUGGAGGACAGCCUGGAGGAGGUGGCGGUGAGACAGACGGGUGACGACGAUGAGGUGGAUGACUUUGAGGGCUUCAUCUUCAGCCACUUCUUUGGAGACAAAGCACUGAAGAAGAGGUCAGGGAAGAAGGACAGACACUUCCGGAGCCCGGGGAGGGGCUGAGGCCCGGGGUCCCCUGACCCCGGG